GAUAGUGGGAGCUGAAAAUGAAUCUGGGUUAUGGGCAUUCCCCUGCCCACCUCAGCCCAAACAGUUGGGUGAAAUUUCACAGAAGCCAUUUCAGGUCGGAUGUUCACCACAUCAUUGCCGCAGUUGAACCUGCCCAAGGCCCCUCAGUCAGAGGAAGCUCAGGGCCUCCAGAAUCUCCCUUUGACAGUUCCGAGAAGACAGAAAACGCCAUUGUUCUCUGGAACCCCACCUCUUGGGCACCUUUGCCUUGGGCAGUUCCCCCAUCACAUGGAUGCCCAAGCUAUAAAGAAAAGCUUUUCUAGGCUUGGUUAGGAUUCCAGAUCCCGGCUGCACCAUGAAGACGCUCAUCUCUUUCCUACUCCUCUUCUUCACCGUUGAAGCUCAGCAUGGACCACUUUGGACUUACUCAGAGGGAACCCUGGAUGAAACUCACUGGGAAUCCAUUUACCCCAACUGUGGAGGGCAGAAUCAAUCUCCCAUUGACAUCCAGAGAAGGAAGGUGCAUUACAACCCCAAGCUGAAGCAUUUGAAGCUGUCCGGCUAUCAGGGGCCUCUGAAGGGAAGCUUCCUCAUGACCAACAAUGGUCACACAGUCCAAAUCAACCUGCCACCCACCAUGCAGAUCACCAAUGGGCUGCCCGGGACCUACACUGCAGUGCAGCUGCACUUUCACUGGGGCGGACAGAGCUCAGAAACCAGUGGCUCCGAGCACACGAUGGACGGGAUGAGACACAUUGCCGAGUUGCACAUUGUCCAUUAUAACUCUGAUCAAUAUGCCAGCUAUGAAGACGCCUUACAUCAGCCCAAUGGCCUGGCAGUGUUGGCAGCCCUGUUUGUGGCUGGGAAUGCAGAGAAUACUUACUACAGCCAAUUCCUGAAGCACCUGGCCAAUAUCAAAUAUGCAGGACAAACUGCUAACCUGACUUCCAUUGAUGUCCUGAGUAUGUUGCCCGAAAAUAUUGAUGACUUCUACAGGUACCACGGCUCUCUGACUACACCCCCAUGCUCCGAAAGUGUCAUCUGGACCAUUUUUGAUGCUCCCAUCACAGUGUCUCUCGCUCAGAUUAUGAAGUUGGAAAACUCUCUGCUCGACCAUGAUAACCACACGAUUCACAAUGAUUACCGUGAGACCCAGCCCCUCAACAGCCGUGUGGUGGAAUCUAGCUUCCAAGUCCAAACCAUUCUUGGCCAAAAAUCUUGCCAUGAGGACAUCAGGAACACGCUGAGGGACAUCAAAAAUGAACUCAAAGAACUAAAAGCACUGUUCAAUUUCGAAGGUACCUGGCAUGCUGGCAGACCCUGGAGCAAGCCAGGCUUUUCUCCGGCUUUCCCUGCCUUCCACUUUCCCCGGGAGAACGUGGCCAGCUUCGUGCAAGUCUGGCCCCUGCGGCCCAUGAAGCUCCACUCUUUCUCGUUAUGCUUCUCUGCCCGGACCGCCGGCCGGGGCAGCCAGACGGUCUUCUCUUACUCCACCCUGGACAGACCCAGCGAGCUGGAGGUCACGGUGGGCUCCCAGGUGACCCUGUGGGUCGGGGGAGUCCCAGCAGUCUUCUCUGCUCACCCUCAGGCAGAGGCAUGGACCCACUUCUGUACGACCUGGGCUUCCCAUUCGGGCCGGGCGCACCUGUGGGUCAACGGGCUAGUGAAGGGUGAGCAGAGCCUCCGGAAAGGGCACGUGAUCGAGGAAGGGGGGACGCUGAUCCUUGGCAAGGACCGGGACGGCCUCACGGAGGUCUUCUCCGAUGCCUUUGAAGGUGGGAUGAGCCGCGUGAACUGCUGGAGCCAUGUCCUGGACCCCAAGGACAUUGCGACUCUGGCCCGCUGUGGCCCCGCUGCAGCCAAGGCAGAUGUGGUAGCCUGGGGGGAGGCCAGAAUGAGCUUGUCCGGAGGGGUCAGACUGGACUAUGAUUCCAGCUGCUGGGGACGCCACUGAGCUCAGGAGACUGGCCCGCACCCACCUAAUCAGGGGAACAAUCCAUUCUGCUUCCAGAACCGGAACCCUGACUCUCAGACCUCUGCGGUGCCUUCCCUCUGCCAAGAUGCUUUCUCUUUCCUUCCUCUGCCCUAGGAGAGGCCUGCAGUCCUUCCCUGAAACCACUCUGAGAGUCUCUUUGAGUGGAGAUGUGGCCACUAAAUGGGUCUGAACUGAUCUGACUGGAGAGUGUAGCCUUCUAGGAAAAGCAGGAAGCAGUUCUGAGCCGGCAAGGAGACAGAGUGGGUAGGGAAUAUGUCUGUCUAUUGUUAUAUUGUACUUUCCCAACUGCUUAGAUCAGUGCUUUGCACAAAGUGCUCAAUAAAUACAAUGGAAUGAAUGAACAGAUGCAAAAAUUUUGCUGUUUCAUGGAUUCCCAGAUCCCCUGGUGUAACUCUGAGUCAAAGAGGGGCUUUCAUGAGGUGAUUUCUAUUUCUUAAACUCCCCCUCUAGGUCAGAAGCACAUUCUGGGCUGGGAAUGAGUCUACCAACUCUGUUAUACUGU
Molecule: messenger RNA, 2477 nt
Organism: Ornithorhynchus anatinus (platypus)
Lineage: Eukaryota; Metazoa; Chordata; Mammalia; Monotremata; Ornithorhynchidae
Gene: CA6
Product: carbonic anhydrase 6
Exons: 11
Coding region: 335-1933 (532 amino acids)
Molecular function (GO): zinc ion binding; carbonate dehydratase activity
Source: RefSeq, a predicted model, not a curated record